Tripterygium wilfordii is the source of this 2602-nucleotide messenger RNA. Its product is annotated as lupeol synthase-like. The record is from RefSeq and is a predicted model, not a curated record. Lineage: Eukaryota; Viridiplantae; Streptophyta; Magnoliopsida; Celastrales; Celastraceae. Gene Ontology annotation, cellular component: lipid droplet. The transcript has 18 exons. Gene Ontology annotation, molecular function: beta-amyrin synthase activity. Gene Ontology annotation, biological process: triterpenoid biosynthetic process. Bases 108 to 2396 code for a protein of 762 amino acids.
UACCUACCAUAUAUGUCUAUAUAUAUGAGAUGGUCCUUAUUACAAUAUAAUUCCUGUGAGUGGCAGAGCUAGGAAGCUGGUUGGAUAAUUGACUAGAAAUAUCAAAUAUGUGGAGGCUUAAGGUGGGCGAAGGUGGUGAUAAUCCAUAUAUAUACAGCACCAACAACUACUUAGGGAGGCAGAUUUGGGAGUUCGAUCCGAACGCAGGCACGCCUGAAGAACGAGCGGAGGUUGAAGAGGCUCGGAGAAAUUUCUUCGAGAAUCGUUACAAUGUUAAACCAAGCUCCGACCUUCUAUGGAGAUUCCAGUUUAUGCGAGAGAGAAACUUCAAACAAACGAUUCCACAAGUCAAAGUCGAGGAUGGUAGGGAAAUUACACUAGAGACUGCAACAAGUGCAUUGAAGCGGACUGUGAACUUCUUUUCAGCUUUGCAGACCAGUGAUGGCCACUGGCCAGCAGAAAAUGCCGGUCCCAUGUUUUAUUUUCCUCCCUUGGUCUUCAGUCUGUACAUUACAGGACAUCUUAAUAAUGUAUUCUCAGCGGAGCAUCGCAAAGAAAUUCUUCGUUACAUAUACUGCCAUCAGAAUGAAGAUGGUGGAUGGGGAUUGCACAUAGAAGGUCCUAGCAUGAUGUUUUGUUCAGUUUUGAACUAUGUUUGCAUGCGUUUGCUUGGAGAAGGACCUGAUGGUGGCGAAUACAAUGCUUGUGAAAGAGGGCGAAAGUGGAUCCUUGAUCAUGGUGGUGCAACUCACAUGGCCUCUUGGGGAAAGACCUGGCUUGCGAUACUUGGUCUGUAUGAGUGGGAUGGAUCUAAUCCCAUGCCCCCAGAAUUCUGGGCCUUUCCAUACUCUUUUCCCUUGCAUCCAGCGAAAAUGUUCUGUUACUGCCGGCUGACUUACAUGCCCAUGUCAUAUUUCUAUGGGAGAAGAUUUGUUGGUCCAAUCACACGACUUAUUAUGCAACUGAGAGAAGAAAUAUAUACUCAAUCCUAUAAUGAAAUAGUGUGGAAGAAUGUUCGGCAUUUAUGUGCAAAGGAGGAUUGCCAUUAUCCUCAUACUCGAGUACAAAAACUGAUGUGGGACACUCUUUAUAAUAUUACGGAGCCCCUUCUUGCCCGCUGGCCUUUUAACAAAUUGAGAAAGAGGACUGUCCAAAUCACAAUGGAUCACAUUCAUUAUGAAGAUGAAAGCAGUCGAUACAUUACAAUUGGAUGUGUGGAAAAGCCAUUGAUGAUGCUUGCUUGCUGGGCUGAAGAUCCUAAUGGGGACGCUUUUAAGAAGCAUCUUGCUAGGGUUGCGGAUUACAUUUGGGUUGGAGAAGAUGGAAUAAAGAUGCAGAGUUUUGGUAGUCAAGUUUGGGAUACUAGUCUUGCUCUCCAAGCCUUGAUUUCCAGCAACCUCACCAGUGAAAUUGGUCCUGUUAUCAUGAAAGCACAUAGUUUCUUACAAAAUUCUCAGGUAAGAGAAAAUCCUCCUGGAAACUUUAAAAAAAUGUUCCGUCACAUAUCUAAGGGAUCUUGGACUUUCUCUGAUCGAGAUCACGGCUGGCAAGUUUCUGAUUGCACAGCAGAAAGUAUGAAGUGCUGCCUCAUUUUAUCAAUGAUGGCACCUGAAGUUGUUGGUGAAAAGAUGGAACCAGAGAAAUUAUAUGAUGCUGUUAAUGUCUUAUUGUCCCUACAGAGUGAAAACGGUGGUAUGUCAGCCUGGGAGCCAGCUGGAGCCAAACUUUGGUUUGAGUGGCUCAAUCCAGUGGAGUUCCUUGAGGACUUGGUCAUUGAAUACGAGUACAUUGAGUGCACUUCAUCAACAAUCCAGGCUUUAGUUCUAUUCAAAAGGCUAUAUCCUGGACAUCGGAAGAAAGAAAUUGAAAAUUUCAUUGCACGUGCCGCACAGUUCAUUCUAGACAUACAAAAGCCUGACGGUUCAUGGUAUGGGAACUGGGGAAUAUGCUUCAUAUAUGGUACAUGGUUUGCACUGGCUGGCCUUACUGCUACAGGCAAGACAUAUACAAAUUGUCUGGCUAUACGUAAUGGAGUUGAAUUUCUUCUGAGGACUCAAAGAGACGACGGUGGAUGGGGAGAGAGCUAUCUUUCUUGUCCAAAGAAGGUUUAUACACCUCUUGAUAGAUCAAAUCUGAUACAUACUUCUUUGGGGUUGAUGGGGUUGAUCAUAGGAGGACAGGCAAAGAGAGAUCCUACGCCUCUUCUCCGUGCCGCUAAGCUGUUGAUCAAUUCUCAAAUGGAAAAUGGUGAUUUCCCUCAACAGGAACUAAUGGGAGUUUUCAUGAGGAAUUGCAUGCUACACUAUGCUUUGUACAGGAAUAUUUUCCCGAUGUGGGCUCUAGCAGAGUACUGCCGCCAUGUCCCAUUACCUUCCCAAAGUGCUCCAGACGUGUAAAUGCUAGACCAAUGCCCAGUCCAAGUAAAGACCGAGCUUUAUUACGGCCCACCAAAUAAUUAAAUAAAAUAAUGUACGUGAAGGUGGCAACUAUGUUGUUUUCUUUUGUUUCCUUUAUGUGUACGUUUCUUCCUAAGACAUAUUCUGUACUGAAUAUGUAUGAAAAGCUCGUUUGGUUAAUAAAUAAGUAAUAUAUAUAUGUCCCU